AUGUCGGUGCAGGAUCAAUUGUUGACAGUUUUGACCAAAACCUGUCAGUUUUUGAAUCAAAAUGAUGUAUUGUCGCUGGCGCAGACUUCCAGAUCCAUUCACGAUCAAUUAGCUAUUGAACAAUUAUAUCGCAAUGUAAUCAUUACUAAGGAUCCUGUAUGUAGAAGUGAUGCGUGGUUUCUAGAUGGUGAUCAAUCCUAUUUAAGUGGCUACAGAGCGUUGAAAAAGAGUGCUGAUCAAAAUGACUUGUUCCUUUAUGAUAGGAUUGAGAGAUUCAUAGAAUCUCCACAUUUAAAGUAUGUCAAGACACUGGUCAUUCAAGAUCGUGUGUUUGCAGACAGUGAAACAGGCAAUCUCUUACUCCGACAACUACUGGACAAAAUUAUCAGCCUUGAUGUUAUCGAGGACCUCGAGAUCAGAGACAAGACCCUAUUUGAUGAAUUUUACGAUGAGAUUUUAAACCUGAGCCACUUGACGAAAAUUAAGAUCUUAGACUUGAAGUCAUUGGAGAAGACGAAAUCUUUAUCCAGUUUGGAAACGCUGGAAUGGGUUUGUGACAGCCGCGAAAUCUCGCACUUGCAAUUGUCACCUAAAGUUAAAGAAAUGUUGUCUGUAAGUUUGAGAAAGGCAGAGUUGAUUAUUGAUCAUGCAAACUGCUCAAGCCUUCCACUCUUUUCGUAUUUGCAAUCUCAGGGAGUGAAAUGUCACUCAUUAAGAUCCCUGAAAUUCAAUCAUUUGCAUGAAGUCAAUUCCCAUGAUAAGCAUAUACAGGAGCAAGAUAUAGCUCACUUAGAGGAAGUAGUCAACUUGGGGAAACUGGAACAGUUAGAGCUUGGUCUUUCUUGCGAAGAUAUAGGAUGUGGUUGCAUUGAUGAAUUCCUGAUGGAGCUUGCUCCCCAUUUAACAUCUCUCAAUAAACUGGGGCUGAUCGAGCGAACGAUUGUGGAGACAUCCGAUCAUAAGGUUAAAGAAGAUUGGGAUAUCACAAUUUGCAAAUUCAUUCUCCAUAUCCCUCAUGUGGGCUCUAACUUGAAGGAAUUGAGUGUGAGACACCAAACCCCACUAAAUGGACUUUCAGAUGACAGUGUGCAUGGGAACUAUUUCCGAAGAAGAACGCUUUACGAGACAGUUUUACCUAAAUUGAAAGCUUUACAGACACUAAUGGCUCCCACAAUGCUACAAUCUCUGAGUGCAUAUGAAGUCAUUGUUUGCGACCUGUUGUGGAAUGGUUGCCAAUGCAAUUAUUGCAAAAAAGUCCUGCCAAUUUUUGAUCAAUAUAUCAUGAACCACCAAUACUACUCUAAGGAAAGUGGAAGGUACAUGGACGUUAUACCCACGGUGUUCUUCGCAUACGCGGGUCAUUUCUUGACUCACAAUUUCUUGGGACAGAGCUCUUGGGACUUGAGUACCUUCAAUUUUCCACCUUCAUCGCGUGCCUGGAAUCUACAUGGAUAUGAAGCUUUACAUCAUUUUGAAAACUAUGAAUGUUUGUUCGAUGAGUCCACCUUCGGCCCUCUAGCCGUGGUUAUCACGCAUUUCUUCGAUGAAUACAUGGACAGCUUAGUGCAAAUGCUUCCUAACCUGAGAAGGGCACUGUUCUCCGGGAUAUACUAUGCUGUGGACAGUGAUUCUCAUACCUAUGAAACGAUGUACACCUAA
Messenger RNA from Torulaspora delbrueckii, 1659 nucleotides. It is a transcript of the gene ROY1, whose product is annotated as Roy1p. The record is from RefSeq and is a predicted model, not a curated record. NCBI's taxonomy places the organism in Eukaryota, Fungi, Ascomycota, Saccharomycetes, Saccharomycetales, Saccharomycetaceae. The coding region runs from base 1 to 1659 and encodes 552 amino acids. The transcript has a single exon.